CUUACGGCCAGCUGUCCAAUCAGGAACGCCGGCAGAAAGCGGAUAUGCCUCACCCGCCAUCUUUCUCCCUGGCACGGGCUGGUCAGCUGAGGGCCGCGGGUAGGGCCGAGCCUCUUUGGCCCCGCGGCAGCUGACCUCUGGAGCCUUCUAGAAACUACAAGAGGGCCCGGGAGCAGGCGAGGCGAACGUCGGGGCAAGUGUAGGAGGCGCCGGGUCUUCCCCGGGCAGAUACCCCAGUCCUCCGUGGCUGUGGGUGCUGCGGGACUCACGGCUUCUCUGCGCUCUAGGUGGCGGGACCCGGCGGCCAACCCCAACUCUUGCUGAAUCCUGUGCUCCUGUCUCCCCAGCGAGACGCCUCCUGAAAAGUACAGGUCGUUGGGCAUGUUAACUCAUGCCCGCUACGCCAGCCCAUGCGACGUGAGGACGAGCUGAAGGCCAGUUUGGAUUGUAUUUCACGUUCUGGGCCAACCAGAGUGUCUGCAAGACUGUCUCAAAAACCAAAACCGAACAAAAGUGAUGUAGGCAUUAAGUGUUUUCAAAUUAGUUAACUUGGAAAUAGAUUAAGAAACCCAUGUCCAGCCAGGUGUCCAGGACUGUCUAACUUUUGAGGACGUGGCUGUAAACUUCACCUUGGAGGAGUGGGAUUUACUGGAUCCUUCCCAGAAGCAACUCUACACAGAUGUGAUGCAGGAAACCUUCAAAAACCUAAUUGCUAUAGGACAAAUUGAGGAAGGCCAGAGGAGUAAAGAUGUGGAUGAAGAUUCUAGGAGAAACCUAAGAAGUGGACUGGUGGAAUUAUUGUAUAAACCCAGUGAAGGCAGACAGUGUGAAGUAACCUUCAGUGAGUGUCCAGAUACUGUUGUGAACAAGAAAAGCUCUCAUGGAGUAAAACUGUGUGGAAGUAAUUUAUGUGAAGACAUACUUAUUGGUCUCCCACCCCUAAAUAUGCAUAUUCCUGUUCAACCAGGACAUAAACGAUAUGAAUAUGAGGUAUAUGAAGAGAGUCUCUAUAAAUUUAGGGAAUGUGGGAAAACCUUCAUGUAUCCUGAAUACUAUCUGAAGCAUGAAAAUACUCACACCAUUGAGAAACCAUAUAAAUGUCAUCAAUGUGGGAAAGCCUUUUCUUCUUCAAGUAAGGUUCGAAGACAUGAAAGAACUCAUACUGGUGAGAAACCCUACAUAUGUAACCAUUGUGGGAAAGCCUUUCCUAGUCGUGGUUCCCUUCGACGUCAUGACAGGAUUCACAGCGGAGAGAAACCCUUUGUAUGUAAGUAUUGUGGGAAAGCUUUCACUGGUCAAAGUUCACUUCCACGCCAUGAAAGAAUUCACAGUGGAGAGAAACCCUAUGUAUGCAAAUACUGUGGCAAAUGUUUCAUUUCUUCAAGUACCUGUCGAGUACACGAACGGACUCACACUGGAGAGAAACUCUAUGUUUGUAACCUGUGUAAUAAAGCUGUCACUACUCGUACUUCCCUUCGAAAUCAUGAAAGAAUUCACAGUGGAGAGAAACCCUAUGUCUGUGAAAAGUGUGGGAAAGGUUUCAUUUCUUCUGGUACCUUUCGGAUACAUGAACGAAUUCACACUGGAGAGAAGCCCUAUAGAUGUAAGGAAUGUGGUAAAGCCUUCACUAUACAGAGUUCUCUUCAGCGCCAUGAAAGGAUUCAUACUAGGGAAAAGCCCUAUGACUGUAAGGAGUGUGGGAAAGCUUUCACUGGCCACAGUUCCCUUCGACGCCAUGAGAGGAUUCACAGCGGAGAAAGACCCUAUGCGUGCAAGCAGUGUGGGAAGGCCUUUCCUGCUCUGGGUGACUGUCAGAGGCAUGAGCAAGUUCACACUGGUGAAAAGCCCUUCAUAUGUAAGCAGUGCGGCAAAGCCUUCACUCGUUGUGGCUCCCUUAGAAUACAUGAAAAGACCCAUGCUAGAGAGAAUUCCCAAGCAUAAAAUGUGGGAAGGACUCCUUAUUGCAUGCCCUUUCUGUAAAAAAUUGUUAUAAUGUUUAGUGAAACAAACAAGUAUCAAUAUAAAGUUAUGAGGGUUGCCACUAGUCAUAUUUUUCAAUUAACAAAAAAAAACACAAACUAAAAAUGCACCCAAUAUCAAAAUUCGCUCAGAAAGUUGACUGUAAGAAAUUGUUUUAAAAUUCUAUGAAAUUCCUCAGGUAGUAGAGAACCAUAAAUGUACAUUAUGAAAGGUUCAAUACAAAGUAAUUUAUGUAGAAUGCUCCAAAAAUUACAUAACCUGAAGGAAAAUUUUCUAAAAUUAUAUCACACUGAUUAGUUUAUUACUAAAAUAGAUAUCUGAACUAUUUAUUUCUAAGUCUAACUCUUGUAAAUAAAUGGUGGCAUGACAUAAUUCUAUGAAGUUUGCUUAAGCAGUGGAGCAGAGAGUAUCUUUUUUUUUUCCCUGUUUCCCUACCAUUCUGAAGAAUUUUGGUUGUUUGAAUAGUGAAAUGGCCUUUUGAGAUGUAGUUAUAGCAAAUAUCUUGACAACAAAUGAGUUGGCACUAGCUCACGGUGCUAGGACAAGGCUCUCCAGGGUGAUGGGUGUGCCCUGAAUUGGUGUCUCAUACAGCGCUGUUUCUCCAUGGGCCCGGGACCUGAGGGGCGUGGGAACCAUCCCUAUAACUUGCCAGCAAUUGUUUUUUUCGUGUUCUGUACAUAUUAUGGUUCCACCAGGAAGAACAUCCACUCAUUCCUUUGAACUGGAAGCUAAGACACAUACCUAAUACCACACCCAUUUACUCUGGGUUCCUUGUGCCCUUGAGUUAACUAAAAAUUGUUAUUGUCACUGGACUGACAGUUCCACAUGACCAGUAGGGAAUGAGACUGCUAUUCAGUAAUGGAGAUGUUUUGUUUACUUUACACAAGCUAGAAUUACCUGUAAGAGAAAUCGCCAUUAGAUUGACCUGUAGGCAAGUCUGUGGGGGUAUUUGUUUGAUUAAUGAUGUAUGGGACAGGGCUACUGUGGGUAGUGCCACUCCUGGGUAGGUGGCCCUGUGUUGUACAAGAAAGCAGGCUGAGUGAGCCAUGAGGAGCAAGCCAAAACUCAAGCCUUCCUCCUUGGUCUCUUCUUCAGGUCCUCCUUCCACAUUCUAAGUUCCUGCCUUGAGAUCCUCCUACUCUGGCUUCUCUUGGGGUUGGAAUGUAAAGUGUAAUUAAAACAAAUCCUUUUUCCUCAAGUUGAUUUUGGUCAGUGUUUUAGCAGGAACAACAAUAACAAUUCAAACUAGAAUACAAGGAAAGAAAGUCUAUUCCUGGAUUUCUUUAUUAUUGCCAUGUCUGUUGAUUAAAACCCAUGGGAAGCUACAACUCAGUUCAAACAGGGUAAUAAAUGGCUCAGAUACUCAAGAAUGCAAGUGUGAAUCACUUCUCAAGGUAAAGAGCUAGUUGAUUUGGGUGUAUGAUGAUGUUUUUUAUUUACUUACAAGUUUUUUUAUACUAAAAUUUAUUUUAAAUUAAAAAUUAAAAAAAUUAAGAUGCUUAGCACUUGCUGAAGAGGAAGAAAUACAAAAUGACAUCCAAAGGUACUUAUAAAUAUGACAUGCCUGUGGGUCCAGUUACAGAAGUAAGGAUUCUAAUUUUAUCGGGUCCUAUUUUAUUAAGAGUAUUUAUGUUGGGCUGGGUGUGAUGGCAUAUUCCUUUAAUGCCGGUGCUCAGAAGCCAACGCUAUCUGAAGGAGUGAUAUGUAGGAGUGUGAAUUCACUGUUCUCUGCUUUUGACUAUGGGUGUGAAGCUGCUCAAGUUACUGCCAUAUUGACUUCCCACAGUGAUGGAAUUAUAAGCCAAAUAACCCCCCCCCCUUCCUUUAUGUUGCUUUUACCUGGAUAUUUUGUCACAACAGGA
This is a messenger RNA of Mus pahari (shrew mouse), 3842 nucleotides long. Its product is annotated as zinc finger protein 136-like. Lineage: Eukaryota; Metazoa; Chordata; Mammalia; Rodentia; Muridae. Gene Ontology annotation, cellular component: nucleus. The record is from RefSeq and is a predicted model, not a curated record. The coding region runs from base 685 to 1941 and encodes 418 amino acids. Gene Ontology annotation, biological process: negative regulation of transcription by RNA polymerase II. Gene Ontology annotation, molecular function: DNA-binding transcription repressor activity, RNA polymerase II-specific; RNA polymerase II cis-regulatory region sequence-specific DNA binding. The transcript has 4 exons.